AUGAUUGAUGCAGUACCGAUGUACUAUAAAGACAUUGAGGUCGGUACUAAGCAUCAGUAUCUUAGAUAUAAAAAAGGCGACAAGUACGGAAAAUAUUAUGUUAAAUGCAAUGAACUAGUAAAGCGUCCUGACGGAACUAUAUGCCACUGUGCAAUGGAAGAAAUGCGUGAGGAUCAUUUCAAAAAAUGGAUCCAAAACAAACGGCACAUAUGCACACCAGGAGAAGUAGCAUCACAACAAACAAUCGAUCAAUACUAUCAAAACGUCCCAGCAACAGGGCUUACACCUAUAUCGUUAGGGGAUAUCUAUGAACAGCUUGCUACAUUUACUGGAAGAUUUAACUUGGCUCUGAAUACCUUCUCAAGCCCAGAGUUUACAAAGCUAGUUAAAACCAUUAUAAUGUAUACUGCAGACUCGAUGAUAUUGAAGUUCCCACAGUUACACAAUGUUAACAUCAAUGUUGAUAAACUAGCUUCUCAAAUAUACCAGCCUAUUUCAACUGACAAACUAAGGCAAACAAUGAUACAAAUUGCAAAUUCAAUCCAUGUUGCAAAAGUUGAUGAGUUUGCUAAGCUUGCCUGUACCUGUGUUGCCAUUGAUGAGGGGAAGACUCAGCA
Molecule: messenger RNA, 617 nt
Organism: Trichomonas vaginalis G3
Lineage: Eukaryota; Parabasalia; Trichomonadida; Trichomonadidae
Exons: 1
Source: RefSeq, a predicted model, not a curated record